This is a messenger RNA of Fusarium odoratissimum NRRL 54006, 2482 nucleotides long. RefSeq lists its product as uncharacterized. NCBI's taxonomy places the organism in Eukaryota, Fungi, Ascomycota, Sordariomycetes, Hypocreales, Nectriaceae. The record is from RefSeq and is a predicted model, not a curated record. Gene Ontology annotation, molecular function: oxidoreductase activity; FAD binding. The transcript is spliced from 2 exons. Bases 980 to 2425 code for a protein of 481 amino acids.
AACAGAAGCUACAGAGCAGAGGCAGAAACUGUAUCUAUUUAUGUUACAGAGUUGGUGUCACCGCCGUCUCAGAGUUGUUAUUGAUUGUUCAAUUUGGUCAAGGGUCAUAAAAUAUACUUUUACUAAGUUACAGCUGAAUACAUAGCCUCUAAGUGCAUAACCACUUUUGGUAGCUUUGAAUACUUGCACCACUCAUCAACAUCACUGUCAGCGCCGCCCCAACCAACCAUAGCUGGCAAAAGCUUCGAAACUGACCCAUACGAGCCUCAACUCACAGUAAGCUAGCUUACUCACGUCUCCGAAUCUUGCUGAGUAGUGGAGAAGCCUGGGGAAAGCUACUGUGCUGUGCCUUGAGCUAGUGUAGCUUCUCGUCGAUCGUAUUGAGCUGACCUCUGGCUGGCCUAAGCCCUAUCAAUUGCAAGAAUCCCGCUUAGAUAGAAGUCAAUAUCAUGCUUUCCUUGCUCCAGUUCGAGGCUAUUACCUAGCUAAGGUAGCUAAGCGGGCAACGCCUGCUUUGCCGCUGACGUUCAUGGCAACGAGGAUUCGAAGGAUCAUCAACAAUACAUCGUAUUAUGUACAAUGUUUCAAAUCAGGAUAAAUCAGGUUUAUCAGAUCUUCCCUUUCUGUCAAAUCAAGAAGCUCGAGAAUACAAGCUCCUGUCUAGAUAUCCAAUGUCCGCCAUAAACGACGCCACGUACCGCCAAUGGCGCUAUACAGCACAGCCUAAACGCCCGUUCUUUCAGCUUCACACCAACAACUCCGCAUCCAAUUUGAUAGCUCGUCUGGUCAUCCAAACCGAGUAAGGUAUAGAAUCCAUCUUGGUAUGCAACGCUAUACGUGUAGUUGGUGCUGAGGUGAGACGGCGACUAUUGAUGUCCGACAGCCGGCCCUGUACAAUAGUAUAUAAGGCUGUUAGGAAGCACGAUAGAAUAUGCAUACACACCAUUAUCGAGAGCCAUCACUUUUCCAGUAACCAAGUAUGACCCAAACUAAGUUCUCAUCGUUGCGCAGCAAGCUGGUUCAGGGACGGCUUCUACUCCCUGGAGACGAAGGAUUCGAGGAGAGCCUCCAACGAUGGAGUCUUACCUGUAUCAAGCCCGCUGCCGCUGUAGCCCAACCCAGAACUGCUGAAGAAGCCAGUGAGGUCGUCCAGUUUGCAACAUCUAAUGGCAUCAAAUUCAAUGUCAAAGGAGGUGGCCAUAGCACCUCGCAAACUUCUUGCGCUCCCUCACCCGAGGGCAUGGUCCUGGACCUCUCUCUUAUGCGUGAUGUCUCGGUGGACACCGAGGCAAACACCGUCUCCUUUGGAGGAGGUUGCUUAUGGAAAGACGUUGACGAGGCACUAUGGCCCAAAGGCCUAGCUACCGUUGGCGGAACUGUCAGCCAUACUGGCGUUGGAGGCCUUAUCCUUCAUGGUGGCUAUGGCGUCCUGUCUGGUAUUCACGGUCUGGCCAUCGACGUCUUGCUUUCCUGUCAAGUCGUUCUAGCCGAUGGGAGCAUCGUGACCGCAUCCUCCACCGAGAACGCAGAUCUCUUUUGGGCUCUCCGAGGCGCCGGCAGCAGCUUUGGCGUGGUUACCCAAUUCACCAGCAAGAUAUUCCCACAAGGUGACAUCUGGGGUGGCAUGGCUUUCCUCCCCCCUUCGGCUCUGCCCGCCGUGAUUAAGUUUCUCAACCACUGGGGAGAGACAAACGACGGCACGCAAAUCUUCCUCACAGGCUACACUUAUGCUCCCCCCGGCCCAGACCCCAAUGCGCCCAGGCCCCUCGUUGUCCUGGUUCAGAUGGCCCAGAUGGGGCCCAAUCCAGAGGAAGAUGGCCAGAAAUAUUUCGCUCCUAUACUAGAGCUCGAGGCAUUGAUGAAGCAAGUUGGACCUAUGCCAUAUCCUAUGAUCAACCAGGGCGCAGAUGAGGUCUUUGCAAAGGGCAGCAGAUACCUGUUUGGUGGCGCCAACUUCACUCUUCCCAUGGAGCUUUCCACCGCCGAAUCAAUCCGUGAUAAAUUCACGGGAUUUGUCGAGGACACACCGGGUACCGAGGGCUCUGUUGUUAUGAUAGAGUGCAUUCCCCAGAAAACCAUCCGGACGAUUCCUGUUGAGUCAACAUCCUUCAACUCACGAGGUAACUACUACAAUGUUGGUAUAAAUUACAAGUGGAUGGAUAAGAGUCUUGAUGCCAAAAUUCGCCAGUUCAAUCGUGGAUUCCAGAAGUCGAUCCGCGAGCUUGGAUACGACGACAAAGCCUUGUCAGAUGGCAUUGGUCAUUAUCUGAACUAUGUGAGCACUGACACCAUCUCGGCUGAAGAAGCAUUUGGUUCAAACUCGAAGCGCUUGAGGGGGUUGAAGAAGCGGUAUGAUCCAAACAAUGUCUUUGACAAGCUGUGGAAACUGGUUGGUGAGGUUGAGGAUAACAACUGGAUUGCCUGAGGGGCGAAAGGUGUAUUAUCUCUUGCUGAAUAAAUCAAUCAAGGAAUCUUACCACAG